AAGGGGGCGGGUUGUGGUUCCGGUUCCGGUGCGGACACAUGUGAAGUGAAGGUCGGUGAGUUGGUGCGGUGUGUGUCUAGGCUGCCGUCUAGACAAGCGUGGUUGCUCUGGGAUGGAUUCCUCCUCCUCGUCUUCUGCGGCGGGUCUGGGCGCAGUGGACCCGCAGUUGCAGCAUUUCAUCGAGGUGGAGACUCAGAAGCAGCGUUUCCAGCAGCUGGUGCACCAGAUGACUGAACUUUGUUGGGAGAAGUGCAUGGACAAGCCGGGGCCAAAAUUGGACAGUCGGGCCGAGGCCUGCUUUGUGAACUGCGUUGAGCGUUUCAUCGAUACAAGCCAGUUCAUCUUGAACAGACUGGAGCAGACCCAGAAGUCCAAGCCAGCUUUCUCAGAAAGCCUUUCUGACUGAUCUCAGCAUUACCUCUUCGGAAAAGGAAGGUAGUUGAAGAAAAGAAGAGCUGUUGAUGGGAUGAAGAAAUGGCAGUGAGGGGACUGACUCCCACUUUUUGUCACUCUUGGGACGUCUUUUCUUGAGAAUAAACAAAGACCAGCUUUUUUUGUGUGGGGUUUGAGGGUCAUAUGUGUAUUUACUUUUUUUCCUGCGAAUCCUAUGAAAAUAAUUGACAGUGAGUGAGAAAUGA
Molecule: messenger RNA, 638 nt
Organism: Chinchilla lanigera (long-tailed chinchilla)
Lineage: Eukaryota; Metazoa; Chordata; Mammalia; Rodentia; Chinchillidae
Product: mitochondrial import inner membrane translocase subunit Tim8 A
Exons: 1
Coding region: 113-406 (97 amino acids)
Source: RefSeq, a predicted model, not a curated record